AUGCCCCUGUCCCUGGGAGCCGAGAUGUGGGGGCCUGAAGCCUGGUUGCUGCUGCUGCUGCUGGCAUCAUCUCCAGGUCAGUGCCCCGCGGGUGAGCUGGAGACCUCAGAGGUGGUGACCGUGGUGCUGGGCCAGGACGCAAAGCUGCCCUGCUUCUAUCGAGGGGACCCCGAAGAGCAGGUGGGGCAGGUGGCCUGGGCGCGGGUGGACGCGGGCGAGGGCGCCCAGGAGCUGGCGCUGCUGCACUCCAAAUACGGGCUGCAUGUGAACUCUGCCUACGAGGGCCGUGUGGAACAGCCGCCACCCCCACGGAACCCCCUGGACGGCUCCGUGAUCCUGCGCAACGCGGUACAGGCGGACGAGGGCGAGUACGAGUGCCACGUCAGCACCUUCCCCGCGGGCAGCUUCCAGGCCCGUCUGCAGCUCCGGGUGCUGGUGCCUCCCCUGCCCUCACUGAAUCCUGGUCCAGCGCUAGAAGAAGGCCAGGGCCUAACACUGGCAGCCUCCUGCACAGCUGAAGGCAGCCCAGCCCCCAGUGUGACCUGGGACACAGAGGUCAAAGGCACAGCAUCCAGCCGCUCCUUCAAGUACUCCCGCUCUGCCGCUGUGACUUCAGAAUUCCGCCUAGUGCCAAGCCGCAGCAUGAAUGGACAGCCACUUACUUGUGUGGUGUCCCACCCUGGCCUGCUCCAGGACCAAAGGAUCACCCACAUCCUUCAAGUGGCCUUCCUUGCUGAGGCCUCUGUGAGGGGCCUUGAAGACCAAAAGCUGUGGCACGUUGGCAGAGAAGGAGCCACGCUCAAGUGUCUGAGUGAAGGGCAACCCCCUCCCUCAUACAACUGGACACGGCUGGAUGGGCCUCUGCCCAGUGGAGUUCGUGUGGAAGGGGACACUCUGGGCUUUCCACCGCUGACCACUGAGCACAGUGGUGUCUAUGUCUGUCACGUCAGCAAUGAGCUCUCCUCAAGGGAUUCUCAGGUCACUGUGGAUGUUCUUGACCCUCAGGAGGACUCAGGGAAACAGGUGGACCUAGUGUCAGCCUCGGUGGUGGUGGUGGGUGUGAUCGCCGCGCUCUUGUUCUGCCUUCUGGUGAUAGUGGUGGUGCUCAUGUCCCGGUACCAUCGACGCAAAGCUCAGCAGAUGACCCAGAAAUAUGAGGAGGAGCUGACACUGACCAGGGAGAACUCUAUCCGGAGGCUACAUUCCCAUCACACGGACCCCAGGAACCAGCCGGAGGAGAGUGUAGGGCUGAGAGCCGAGGGCCACCCUGAUAGUCUCAAGGACAACAGUAGCUGCUCUGUGAUGAGUGAAGAACCAGAGGGCCGAAGUUACUCCACAUUGACUACAGUGAGAGAGAUCGAAACACAGACUGAACUGCUGUCCCCAGGCUCUGGGAGGACAGAGGAGGAGGAAGAUCAGGAUGAAGGCAUCAAGCAGGCCAUGAACCAUUUUGUCCAGGAGAAUGGGACCCUGCGAGCCAAACCCACGGGGAAUGGCAUCUACAUCAAUGGGCGGGGACACCUGGUCUGACCCAGGCCUUCCCCGCUCCCUUAGGCCUGGAUCCUUCUGCCCAUAUAGGGGAUUUCAGCUCAUCAUAGGGGCCUCCCUAAAUGACCCCAUCUCUUGAGGAAGAUGCUCCCCACCCCACUGACUGCUCAACCUUU
This is a messenger RNA of Otolemur garnettii (small-eared galago), 1664 nucleotides long. RefSeq names its product nectin cell adhesion molecule 4 (gene NECTIN4). Gene Ontology annotation, cellular component: adherens junction. Lineage: Eukaryota; Metazoa; Chordata; Mammalia; Primates; Galagidae. Gene Ontology annotation, biological process: homophilic cell-cell adhesion; heterophilic cell-cell adhesion; symbiont entry into host cell. The record is from RefSeq and is a predicted model, not a curated record. The coding region runs from base 1 to 1530 and encodes 509 amino acids. The transcript is spliced from 9 exons.